This is a messenger RNA of Spirodela intermedia, 919 nucleotides long. The record is from the annotation of a GenBank genome assembly. Lineage: Eukaryota; Viridiplantae; Streptophyta; Magnoliopsida; Alismatales; Araceae.
AUGGCAUUGAGGGAUUUGCCGGUCAAAACAAGAACAGCCGUGGCCAAGGAGAGAGAAGAACCCUUGCCUGAUUUCACCAUAAUCCCCGGGUCAAAGAGGCACCUCUCUGAGCGUCCCUUGAGCCCGCUCCACCCAUCGGCCUCCUGCAGCAGUGCAAAUGGGCAUCUUGUGUACGUGCGCCGGAAGGUUGAAGACUCAGGAAGAGGAGGCACCCGCGACGACAUGGAGAUGGCACCAUCUGCAAAGUCCUCAAUAUCUCACCGCGACGAGAUGAAAAGGCUAAGUUAUGAGCAAGAACACUCACAGGAGCCUAAAUCUUCCCAUUUUCAGUCAUUUUCUCCUUGUGCUCUGGGCGAGCCCACAACCGGUUUUUCAUCAGAGGAGUUGACCUGUACAGCAGCCUCCACUGGUGGGCCCGCCCAAGCUCACUCCCCCAGUCCGAGCAGAGUGCACUGGAAGGAGCGGUUCCUGAGGCUUCAGACGUUCUUGAAAGCCUGCGACCAGGCCGACCAGGAGGAGUACAUCCAGAGUAAGUCCUUUCAGGUGCCAUCAGCCCCUCUCGAUUCCCCAGUGAUGAUCUUUAUUUCUGUCUGAAUGGCGGCUCCGCCAGUGCUUCGAUCUCUGUCCUCAGUCGCCAGGAGUAAACACGCGGUGGAACUGGAGAAAAGAGCGAUACAUCUUCUAAUGGAGGAAGGUGGUUAAGCUUCUUGAGCAGGAAAUCUUCAUUAUCAUGCUGCCUGAUUCUUCUUGCUCGCAUUUAUCACCAGAUAUGACUAUCGACUGUAUUGUUUAGUUUGAUAUAUAGAUUUAUAUUUUUCGAUGAAACUAAUGAAACAAAUUAAAUUAAUGCGCAGGUAAAGAACUGAAGAGGAUGCAGCUUCUGAAUGUCUUGGGGAAGAUUUCUCCAAAUCAGGCCUAG